AAGAAAAAAAAAAAAAGGGUACCGAGUAUGGCCGCCUAUACAAGAAUACAGGCAUCGUCGUUUUCCUUCUAUUCGUCAGCAACAAGGCGCAGGCACGACGUAUUCUUGAGCUUUCGAGGCGAAGACACCCGCCACAACAUAACUGAAAACCUCCACAAGGCCUUAGUCGACGCCGGCGUUCCCACGUUCAAAGACGACGUUAACCUUCAGAAGGGCAACGAGAUCGCGUCCGAUCUGCUCAAGGCCAUACAGACAUCGAGAAUCGCCAUCAUAGUGUUCUCCAACAACUACGCGAGCUCUAGCUGGUGUCUGGAUGAGUUGGUCAAGAUUGUAGAGUGCAACAGGGAAGCGGGUCAGGUCAUUUUGCCCAUUUUCUGCGAUGUGGAUCCCUGUGAUGUGCAGCAGCAGAUGGGCACUUUUUCAGAAGCACUUGCUGUGCAUGAAAGAAGUGGCAGGACCCAGGACAAGUUGGAGGCUUGGAAAGUGUCGUUGACCGAAGCGGCUAGUCAGCCUUAUGGCUUUGAUAUGCAGGAUGCUGCUACUUGGCUUCAAUCGAAGUUCAUAAAAGAAAUUGUAAAGCAUGCUAGCUCUGAGUAGAUAUCAAGACGCGCACUUGAGUGUUUCCAUCUUCCCCUCAAGAUUAGAUGCUGGUUUGAAAGCAGCAGUUUCAUUAAAGAUGUGAACAAGAUGGCAGAACAACCCAAUGGAUUAGUUGCCUUGCAAAGCGGCUCCUUUCAGAUAUUCUGGGAGUAGACAAUGUAGAAAUAUCCGGUGUUAUGGAAGGAACUGAGUUGAUUAAAGAUGUAGCUGGCAGGAAAAGAGUGCUUGUCGUUCUUGAUGAUGUGAACAAACUAGACCAAUUAAAUGCACUUGCUAGGAGCCGGGAGUGGUUUGGCUCAGGAAGCAGAAUAGUGAUAACUACUAGAGAUCCACAGCUGCUAAGUGUACUUGAAGUUGAUAAUGUAUAUGGGACGCAAGGCAUAGAUGUUAUCAAGACACAGUUUCAGCAGAACCUUCAGAUGAUUAAAGACCUAGAGGAGCCUAUUAGAAGGUCAUAUGUUCAGGCUCGUGAUAAAGAAAGGUCUCUUAUUGCUGAAAUAGAAGCAAUACGGAGAAAGAACAAUGCUCAGGCGCAAAUUAUAGCAGAGCUGCAGCAAAAUUCGAAUUCCAGUUUCCCCUUGUAUGCAUUAGACUCGGCAACAGAUGUUCUACUGGAUGGAAGAGGGCCUGAAAAUUUUGAUGGAUAUGAUGAUUACAAAAUCCUGCUCAGUUUUGUUCCUGAGAAUGAGAUGAUAAUUUGGGGUGCUAAUGUCAAUCAUGAGUUGAAGGCAACGAUGCAAUUUCUUAAUGUUAGAUUCGGGGAUUUCAAUGAUGCAGUGAGCAGUGAAUCGUCCAGGCAUUAAUUCUGCGAGGGACUAAGGAGGAACGUUUAUAAUAGAGUUCUGUAUGUAAUUCGCCACAUCUAAUGAUGCAACAGAAUAGUAUAUAUCAUUCAGGUUAGAAUCCAACAAUCUAUUACCGGAUCUGUAGCUCCUUCUGUGUUCAUUGUUGCUUUUUCUUGUAAGCCAUGAAGGCAAAUUGAUAUUGUAGAGAAAGCAUACUUUUAUCUUUCCUCAGUUCUUAUUUGCCUUGUCUGCAUAUGUUAACCAAAGUGAACUGUUCACAUUCUUCUCAAGCUUCAUUCUUGUA
Messenger RNA from Rosa rugosa (rugosa rose), 1689 nucleotides. RefSeq lists its product as uncharacterized. Bases 777 to 1403 code for a protein of 208 amino acids. The record is from RefSeq and is a predicted model, not a curated record. The transcript has 6 exons. NCBI's taxonomy places the organism in Eukaryota, Viridiplantae, Streptophyta, Magnoliopsida, Rosales, Rosaceae. Gene Ontology annotation, biological process: defense response.